Messenger RNA from Dibothriocephalus latus, 1170 nucleotides. The record is from the annotation of a GenBank genome assembly. NCBI's taxonomy places the organism in Eukaryota, Metazoa, Platyhelminthes, Cestoda, Diphyllobothriidea, Diphyllobothriidae.
AUGGAAAACCAGCCAGGCAUCCUGACUGCCAGACUGGCCACGGAGGUCUCCAGUCUGGAGUUGGUGACCGGUUCUCAGUUGGGUUCCAUGCUGGAGGCAAUUUGCCUGAUCAUCGCCGCCCUCGUCAUCUCCUUCAUGUACAGCUGGCAGCUCGCCCUGGUCAACAUUGCCUUUAUGCCAAUCAUAGUCGGAGCUAGUGCAUACCAGAUGAAACAAAGUAGGGCAGCUCUUGGCCAACACGAAGUAAUGGGCUCACAGGUCGUGCAAGAGGCCCUUUCGGCUGAGCGUACCGUCUUCAGUCUCGGUCUGGAAGAACAUUUUUACGAAGAAUUCAAGAAGAAGUCUGCUGUGUCCUCAACGCAAAAAUAUAAGGAAAGCUUAACGCUUGCGAUCGUUCACUGUCUUGCCAACUCAAUGUCCUACUUUCAAACAGUUGCCUCCUUCUACGUGGGUGCAGUGUUGAUGGCGAAUCAGGGCAUGCCAGUGCUUAACGUGUUCAGAGCUUACGCCGCAUUCAACUUCGGGAGUCAAGCCCUCGCGCGCGUGGCUGCCCUGGCCCCAGACUAUCAGAAGGCACUCACGAAGAUCAGGAACGUCUUUAGCACUAUAGAUAGGCAAACCAAGAUGGAUGUUAACGAAGGCGAAUUUCCACAGACGGAGUUCAAGGGAAAGAUUGAAUUUCGAAACGUUUAUUUCCGGUAUCCUACGCGAAAAGAUGUUCGAAUUUUGAGGCACUUCAGUCACACGGUCAAUCCUGGCGAGUCAGUGGCCCUGGUCGGUACGUCCGGUUGUGGGAAGUCCACCCUGUUGCAACUGGUCCAGCGUCUCUACGAUGUCAAUCCGCACGGCCCCGACAGCGGCGUCUUCCUCGACGACAUGGACGUUCGCUCCUUGGCACCUAACUGGAUCCGUCAGCAGAUUGGCAUUGUCUCCCAGGAGCCGAAUCUUUUUGAUAUGACAAUUCAAGAGAACAUCGCCUACGGUGACAACUCCAGGGAAGUUUCCAUGGACGAGAUUAUCGACGCAGCCAAGAAGGCCAAUGUGCACGAUUUCGUAAUGAGCUUGCCAGAGGGAUACGAAACCAAGGUCGGAGCUCGCGGCUCCCAGCUCUCCGGUGGGCAGAAGCAACGAGUGGCUAUUGCCAGAGCCCUAGUACGAAACCCGCGUCUC